Messenger RNA from Aspergillus oryzae RIB40, 486 nucleotides. RefSeq lists its product as uncharacterized. The record is from RefSeq and is a predicted model, not a curated record. Lineage: Eukaryota; Fungi; Ascomycota; Eurotiomycetes; Eurotiales; Aspergillaceae. The coding region runs from base 1 to 486 and encodes 161 amino acids. The transcript is spliced from 2 exons.
AUGUCCACCAUCACCACAACAACAACAACCACCACCACUGCAGCAGCAGCAGCAGCAUCAUCGUCAUGCCACGCAAAGCUCUACGAAAUCCCAACCACAGAUGCCGCAUGCGCCAUGCCCAUGAACAGCACCUACCACACCCUAAUGACGAACUGCUGCGGCGCCGCCAGCGUUAUCUCCUACUCGGACUGCGACUACUACUGUCUCGCGCAGAACCAAACCAUUGGCAACCUAGCGGAGUGUCUGAUUAAGGGCUCUGCGGCGGGACAGGUGUGGUGUAAUACAAAUGAGAAUGCAACGGCUACGGGAACUGCGAGUGCGACUGCAAGCGCAACGGGAAAUGAAAAGCUUGACCCGAUAGGAUCGAAUGGUGUGAUGACUUCGAGUUUGGCUACCAUGGAUGUAUUGAUGCUGGUGCUUGUGGCGUUUGGUGGAAUUGCGCAGCCGGUUGUCAGUUGGAAACAAUACUGCCUAAACCUGUCCUAG